AUGCCUGAACUGCAUUGCCUCUCUCACAGUUUACACGCAGGACAUGCCCUUGGCACCGAAUUAGUCCGGGUAGUUUCCACACUUAUGAAGCUCUCACUUUACUGGUGCCACUCUGAUCUAGAUCCCCUGCUCCCCCUUACUAUAACACGCAACCUUGGCCAAAGUGGGAGCAGGGCAUCAAGAUCAUCAUGGCACCAGGGAAAGGGAGAGAUUCAUGAGCCUGGCGAUCUUGCUGGCCGGGUGAUGAUGCCAACUUCCAAGGGCAUGUCCCACAUGUUAAUCGUGAAGCAGUUAAGCAGAGGUUGUUUUGGUUGUGCCCAACCUACUCCGAUAAUAGCUGUUGAUGAGCCUACAAAAGGUUUAAGAAUUCAAGGGCGCUCAGUAAAAAGGCGCAAUUUAUCUGACGACUUUUGGAGUUCAAGCCCGCACGAAAUGGAGAACAGUGCUUUGCAAUCCCGACAUAGUAUGUCUUCAAUCAGCACAGCAGCACAACCUAAUGAUCAGCAUGCUUCUGGAAGUAGCAGCUCCCCAAAUGAAUUUGUAAAUCAAGGUCUUCUACUAUGGCACCAGACUAGACAGCAAUGGAUUGGGAAGCGAAGGCGUAAUUCUCAGGGUCAACAAAGUCAAGAACCAAAAAUAAGUUGUAAUGCUACAUAUGAGAGCCUGCUCGGAAGCUCGAAAUCAUUUCCACAACCAAUCCCUCUUGGUGUAAGAUACCUUGAAAAGCUACAUGCCAUCUUCCAUUUUUUGACAUACGCGUCCUGUUUAGACAAUGCAUUGACCUCCCUGGGUUGUCUCCUGUCAGGAAAUGGUGGGUUUCCUCGUGGUUAG
Miscanthus lutarioriparius is the source of this 831-nucleotide messenger RNA. The record is from the annotation of a GenBank genome assembly. NCBI's taxonomy places the organism in Eukaryota, Viridiplantae, Streptophyta, Magnoliopsida, Poales, Poaceae.